Strigops habroptila (Kakapo) is the source of this 9468-nucleotide messenger RNA. RefSeq names its product dedicator of cytokinesis 5 (gene DOCK5). Gene Ontology annotation, molecular function: small GTPase binding; GTPase activator activity; guanyl-nucleotide exchange factor activity. Bases 255 to 5768 code for a protein of 1837 amino acids. Gene Ontology annotation, biological process: small GTPase-mediated signal transduction; cell migration. Gene Ontology annotation, cellular component: plasma membrane; cytoplasm. NCBI's taxonomy places the organism in Eukaryota, Metazoa, Chordata, Aves, Psittaciformes, Psittacidae. The transcript is spliced from 53 exons. The record is from RefSeq and is a predicted model, not a curated record.
GGCGCUUGUAAGAGGGGAAGAACGGGUCGUAGCCGUACGAGGUCAUAACUGCGGGGGGCUAGCAGCUGCUCUGCGGACCGGCGCCGCCCGACCGCCGAGAGGAGAGCAGUGUGUGCCAGGAAGAUGGGAAAGUGUGUCUGCAGACAGCCCUUCAAUCUUGAGUUUCAGUGUGACUCAGAGCCAUCUACAAUUACGACGCUGUCCAAGAUGUGGAGCUCUCCUUGCAAGUUGGUGAUACAGUUCACAUUCUGGAGAUGUAUGAAGGCUGGUACCGAGGAUACACGCUCCGAAAUAAAUCCAAGAAGGGCAUUUUCCCAGAAACAUAUAUCCAUUUAAAAGAGGCAAUUGUGAAGGACCGGGGACAACAUGAAACAGUGAUUCCAAGUGAAUUGCCCCUUGGACAAGAACUCACUUCUACCCUGAGGGAGUGGGCAGUUAUCUGGCACAAGUUGUAUGUGACUAACAAGACAACACUGUUCCGGCAUGUUCAGCAAAUGACUUACAGCCUGAUAGAGUGGAGGUCACAGAUACUGUCUGGGACCCUCCCCAAAGAUGAGCUUGCUGAGCUCAAGAAGAAAGUCACUGCUAAGAUUGACUACGGCAACAGGAUCCUAGGUUUGGACCUGGUUGUACGAGAUGACAAUGGGAACAUCUUGGACCCCGAUGAAACCAGCACCAUCUCUCUCUUCAAGUCCCAUGAGACUGCAUCCAAGAGGAUCGAUGAAAGGAUCCAGGAGGAGAAGUCCCUGCAACAGAAUUUGGACCUCCGAGGACAGCCAAUAUUCAACACCACACACACAUACAGCCUGUAUGUAAACUUCAAGAACUUUGUCUGCAAUAUUGGAGAAGACGCAGAGCUGCUAAUGAGCCUCUAUGAUCCUGAUCUCUCCAAAUUCAUCAGUGAAAAUUACCUGGUUCGUUGGGGCAGUAAUGGGAUGCCUAAAGAAAUUGAGAAACUAAAUAACCUUCAAGCAGUCUUUACUGAUUUAAGCAGUUCUGACUUGAUCAGACCGAAAAUCAGCUUGGUGUGCCAGAUUGUGAGAGUGGGGCAUAUGGAGCUGAAAGAUGGGAAGAAACAUACCUGUGGACUCCGGAGGCCCUUUGGUGUGGCAGUGAUGGACAUAACUGAUAUCAUACAUGGGAAGGUGGAUGAUGAGGAAAAGCAACAUUUUAUUCCAUUUCAGCAGAUUGCCAUGGAAACAUACAUCAGACAGCGACAGCUCAUCAUGUCCCCACUGAUAACUUCCCAUGUGAUCGGAGAAAAUGAGCCCCUCACUUCUGUCUUCAACAAAGUCAUUGCUGCAAAGGAAGUGAAUCACAAAGGGCAAGGUCUUUGGGUCUCCCUGAAGCUGCUUCCUGGUGAUCUAGCACAGGUUCAAAAGGAUUUUUCCCACCUCGUAGACAGAUCAACUGCUGUGGCUCGCAAAAUGGGAUUCCCUGAGAUAAUCCUUCCUGGUGAUGUUCGAAACGAUAUCUACGUCACCCUGAUACAAGGGGAGUUUGACAAAGGGAAGAAGAAGACUCCCAAGAACGUAGAAGUCACCAUGUCCGUGCACGAUGAAGAUGGAAAUCUCCAAGAGAAAGCUAUCCAUCCUGGUGCUGGUUAUGAAGGUGUCUCCGAAUACAAGUCUGUUGUGUAUUAUCAAGUCAAGCAACCUUGCUGGUAUGAAACUGUGAAGGUGUCCAUUGCAAUAGAAGAAGUCAGUCGUUGCCAUUUAAGAUUCACUUUCCGUCAUCGGUCGUCACAGGAAUCUAGGGAUAAGUCUGAGAGAGCUUUUGGCAUGGGCUUUGUGAAGUUGAUGAAUGCAGAUGGAACAACACUGCAAGAUGGCAAACACAACUUGAUUGUUUAUAAGGGUGAUAACAAGAAAAUGGAAGACGCUAAAAGCUACUUAACUCUCCCUUGUACCAAAACGGAGAUGGAGGAGAAGGAGACCCCCUCGGGGAAGAAUCUGCACCAUCUAACCAAUUUCACACCCACUAAAGAUAGCACAAAAGACAGCUUCCAGAUUGCCACUUUGAUCUGCUCCACCAAACUUACCCAGAAUGUUGACCUGCUGGGUUUGUUGAACUGGCGUUCUAACUCCCAGAACAUAGCUCACAACCUAAGGAAGCUAAUGGAGGUGGAAGGAGGAGAAAUUGUAAAGUUUUUGCAAGACACCCUCGAUGCACUUUUCAACAUCAUGAUGGAAAUGUCAGAGAAUGAAACCUAUGACUUCCUUGUGUUUGAUGCGCUGGUAUUUAUUAUUUCUUUGAUUGGAGACAUCAAGUUCCAGCAUUUCAACCCUGUACUUGAAACUUACAUUUACAAGCACUUCAGUGCAACCCUGGCAUAUGUGAAACUCACCAAAGUACUGAACUGUUACGUGGGAAAUGCUGAUGACUCCAGCAAGACAGAACUGCUGUUUGCUGCUCUGAAAGCCUUGAAGUACCUGUUCCGAUUCAUUGUUCAGUCCCGAAUAUUGUACCUGAGGUUUUAUGGGAAAAGUGAAGCUGGGGAUGAAUUUAAUGAUGCAAUACGCAAGCUCUUCCUCUCCUUCAAUGUCCUCAUGGACCGGCCUUUAGAGGAGGCUGUCAAGAUUAAGGGUGCAGCUUUAAAGUAUUUGCCAAGCAUCAUAAAUGAUGUCAAACUAGUAUUUGACCCUGUUGAGCUCAGUGUCCUCUUCAGCAAUUUUAUCCAGAGUAUUCCUGACAACCAGUUAGUUCGACAGAAGCUGAACUGCAUGACCAAGAUAGUCGAGAGUGAUCUGUUCAAACAGGCUGAAUGCAGAGAUGCUCUUCUGCCACUACUCAUAGAUCAGCUAAGUGGCCAGUUGGAUGACAACUCAAACAAGCCUGACCAUGAGGCCUGCUCACAGCUUCUUAGCAACGUUCUUGAAGUCCUGGAUCGGAAAGAUGUGGGGCCCACUGCUGUCCACAUCCAGCUGAUCAUGGAACGCCUGCUGAGGAGGAUAAACCGCACAGUGAUUGGAAUGAGCAGACAGUCUCCGCACAUAGGUAUUUUUGUGGCCUGCAUGACAGCCAUCCUGAGGCAGAUGGAUGAUUUCCAUUACAGCCAUUACAUCAAUACUUUCAAAACCAGGCAGGACAUUAUUGACUUCCUGAUGGAAACAUUCAUUAUGUUUAAGGAUCUGAUUGGAAAAAAUGUCUAUGCAGCUGACUGGAUGGUCAUGAAUAUGAUGCAGAGCAGGGUUUUCCUCCGGGCAGUGAACCAGUUUACCUCUGUACUCAACCGUUUCUUUCUGGAUCAAACCAGUUUUGAACUCCAGCUCUGGAAUAACUAUUUCCAUUUGGCAGUGGCCUUUCUCACACAUGAAUCCCUCCAGCUGGAGACCUUCUCACAAGCCAAACGCAACAAAAUUAUCAAGAAGUAUGGGGACAUGAGGAAAGAAAUUGGCUUCAAAAUAAGGGAUAUGUGGUAUAAUCUGGGUCCCCACAAAAUAAAGUUCAUUCCAGCAAUGGUAGGCCCAAUCCUGGAGGUAACCCUGGUCCCAGAGCCUGAGCUACGGAAAGCCACCAUUCCUAUCUUCUUUGAUAUGAUGCAGUGCGAGUUUAACUUCAGUGGGAACAGAAACUUCCAUAUGUUUGAAAAUGAGUUGAUAACCAAGCUGGACCAGGAAGUGGAGGGUGGCCGAGGGGAUGAACAGUACAAGAUUCUGCUGGAGAAACUCCUCCUGGAGCACUGUCGGAAGCAUAAAUACCUCUCUGCAUCUGGAGAAGUGUUUACUUUGCUGGUGAGCAGCCUCCUGGAGAACCUGCUGGACUACAGGACCAUCAUGCAUGAUGAGAGCAAGGAGAACCGCAUGAGCUGCACUGUCAAUGUGCUGAAUUUUUAUAAGGAGAAGAAACGAGAGGACAUUUAUAUCAGGUAUCUGUAUAAACUCCGGGACCUGCACACUGACUGUGAGAACUACACAGAGGCAGCGUACACUCUCCUCCUGCACGCAGAGCUGCUCCAGUGGUCUGAGGAGCCGUGUGUCCCUCACCUUCUGCAGAGGGACAGCUACUGUGUCUACUCGCAGCAGGAACUCAAGGAGAAACUCUACCAAGAAAUUAUCUCCUUCUUCGACAGGGGCAAAAUGUGGGAAAAAGCCAUUCAACUAAGCAAAGAGUUGGCUGACAUGUAUGAAAACAAGGUCUUUGAUUAUGAAGGACUUGGAAAUCUCCUGAAAAAACGAGCUACCUUUUACGAGCACAUCAUGAAGGCAAUGAGGCCUCAGCCAGAGUACUUCGCUGUUGGGUACUAUGGUCAGGGUUUCCCCUCUUUCCUCCGGAAUAAGAUUUUUAUCUACCGUGGCAAAGAGUAUGAACGAAGGGAGGACUUCAACCUGAAGCUACUGACCCAGUUCCCUAGUGCUGAGAAGAUGACCAGCACUGCUCCUCCAGGAGAAGAGAUCAAGUCUUCUCCUAAACAGUAUGUGCAAUGCUUUAUUGUGAAGCCUGUGAUGAACCUGCCACCUAAUUAUAAAGAUAAACCUGUUCCUGAACAGAUCUUAAACUACUACAGAGCAAACGAGGUGCAGCAGUUCACACACUCCCGACCAGUCAGGAAAGGAGAAAAAGAUCCAGACAACGAGUUUGCUAACAUGUGGAUAGAAAGGACAACCUACACAACAGCAUAUUCAUUUCCAGGCAUCCUCAAGUGGUUUGAAGUCAAACAGAUUACGACGGAAGAGAUCAGCCCCUUGGAGAAUGCCAUAGAAACAAUGGAGCUAACCAAUGAGAAAAUCAGCAACAUUGUGCAGCAGCAUGUCUGGGACCGGAGUCUUCCUGUGCAUCCUCUCUCUAUGCUCCUGAAUGGGAUUGUGGACCCAGCAGUGAUGGGGGGAUAUACCAACUAUGAAAAGGCCUUUUUCACAGAGAGGUAUCUUCAAGAACAUCCCGAAGAUCAAGAUAAAAUUGAACUGCUCAAGCAACUAAUUGCUCUACAGAUGCCACUGUUGGCAGAAGGGAUCAGGAUCCAUGGUGAGAAGCUGACAGAGCAGCUGAAGCCUCUGCAUGACAGACUGACAGCCUGCUUCAAGGAGCUGAAGAAGAAGGUGGAGAAGCAGUAUGGUGUGAUCACUUUGCCUCCCUCCCUCACCGAAAGGAAGCAGAGCAGGUCAGGCUCUGUGGUGUUGCCCUAUAUCAUGUCCUCCACGCUGAGACGACUCUCUGUGACAUCUGUGGCAUCUUCUGUGAUCUCUUCAUCUUCCACAUCGUCUGAUAGCACUUCUUCCAGACCAGGUUCAGAUGGAUCUAUUCUGGAACCUCUCUUGGAGAGAAGAAUAUCAACAGCUUCCAGAGCUGAGGAACUGCCUGUGAAAGAUGAUGGUGAUAACCGGAUUAGCAAACUGAAGCGGAAGGAGUGGAGUAUUAGCAAGUCUCAGGUUAUUGUAGAGAAGGAGCCAGAAAUGGAACUGACUUCCAAAAUGGGCAUGUCAGGAAAAGCACAAAGGCCAAAGAGUCUGCAAUUAGGAGACAACAGACUGACUUUGCUUCAGGGUUCCUCGCUCCAGCAAUCAACACCUCGAAGCCCACCACCCAUCACUCCCAAAACCCCAAGAACCCAAAGUUUUCCCUCCUUGCAAGCUGAUGGACUGGCGAGUGCUGGCUUACAGAGCACCCCACCUCCCCCUCCACCCAAGAGCAAGCCCUAUGAGAACAGCAACCCCAGGAAUACUGUGGAGGUUGCUCCACCACUCCCCAGCAGACGUGAAGCCAAACCUCCUCCUCCACCCCCAAAAACCAGGAAAUCCAGCGUUGUCUCUUCAGAGCAAGGCUUAUAGUGAGGAUCAGCACUUGCUGGAGCAACAGCAAGCACCCAGAGUGAAAUGCCUGCUUUCUUUUUACUGACAGUGCUGGGCUCUCUGACCCAAAACACCAGUGAUCUCACCUGCCAUUCCAUUCACUCCCUUUGGAGUUUUCUUUGGGAAAUACCAAAAGGAACUGAUAUUGUGACUGUAUUCCCUAACGUCUGGUUUACCUUUCCAGUACUGAGACACUAAUCACAUAGCAGGAGAAGUCACCCUGCUGGAAUUUUUCUCUGUCUUAAGUCUUGUCUGUCCCAAGUUCUUUCACUGAUGCAAUUUCAGGAGCUCAUUCCUAGUGUAGACCUGUCACAGUAGUGAUUUGCACCAGUGUUUGGAACAAGGUAAGCCACGCCAGUAUGUGUCCUGCAGUGUUUUCAUGUAAGUUCAUUACACUUCACAGCUGCACUUCCCUCCUCCUGUCCCUGUGGCAUAGCCCAGCCCUGAUCUGCAUGAAGUGAAGCAGAUCACAGCCAGCCCUGAGUUGUGAAAUGUCAGGUGCUGGUGUAUGAUGUGCAGUCUCCAAAGGUUCCUGAGUGCAGGCAGAGACCUGAGCAUUGUUAGCAGAAUAAGGUCUUUUUUUUCUGCUAGUGAUCAUAUGUAUUGCAGAUGAAGUGCAGACAUUCUGCCUUCACCUUAAAUACAUACAUCUACCAUCUCUGCUCUGAGUAGUGGCAGUUGCGCAUUCCCAAUGGAGAGUUUAGGUUCACCAGUACUUUGUCAUGAUUUCACUGUUGAUUCUGGUUUUAACACUACAGAGCAGUUGAUACUCCACCCUGAAUUAUGUUACCUACCCAGUUUGUGCUUGCGUCUGGGACUUGGUAGAAUGUUUCAUCUUGUGCUUUUUAAUAGGGUGCAAAAAGGUGCCUCUCACCAGUAAGUAUGUGAGAAGAGUCAAAGCUGCACUGAUGCCAGCACUGUACUGGUAACCAGCAACUGAGAGCAGGAUGUAUAGAUCUAGCUAUACAUCCUGACCUCAGAAACAAAGUCUGACAGUUACUGUAACCUUUACUUUGGCUGGGUAAAUUCACAAAGACAUAGCUAAUUCUCAUCCUGUUCUUUUUCCCUGCACCCAUUUGCGGCAGUACUUGCACUUUGUUUUCUAGCCUGCCUUGAUCUGGGUUUUUAACAGCCACUGGCCUUUUAGGAGCUGUUUAGAUCUGGGAUGCACGUGGAAGACUUUACUAUUCACCACCUAGUUCCUAUUGCUUCCUCCACCUCUCUGGAGCUUUUAUUUCCUUGGAGAAUGAGAUAAUGUGUUUAACUUCUCUUUUACUUAUUUAUUUCCUGCUCAGUCUGAAUAUCAGCAUCAGUCCUUGUAUAGAGAAAAAAUGGCACAAUCUUAGGUUUUAAUGUUUCUCCAUUCACAUGAUCCAUACAGAAGGCGGCUGUUGCACACUGUUAGAAUAGCGCGUCCUCACAGUUGCAUAGUGACCAAAAAUUCAACACAAAUAUCACUGUUAUUUCGGGAGCAGACGAGCCUUAGACACAGCAUUCCUCUGUGCCUGAGCUGCCACUGGAAUCUGGCUGGUACAACCCAGGACGUCCCCAUUUGUGAUCAGUACUACUCAUUUUGCACCUUUCAGGGCUACUUGCUCUGGGCUGCAGCAUUGAGGUGGGGACCUGCCCCUUACAAGCCAGAAGACAAUUCAGUUUAAAACUCUCUUUCAGUGUAUUUCUCCUCUGUUCAGGGAGAAACAAAACCAAAGUAACCCCACAAUGGUUUUUGUUCAGACUGAAGUAGCCCUUUCCUUUGUUCUUACACAUGUUCUUUGGCUUCAGUGUGGCUCCAGUUCAGGAAACCUGCAGAAGCUGCAUUUGCUUUGGUGCCUGCGUGGCUCUGUGAAACAGAUUGCUCUCAUGGAAGGAUCCUAUUGGAUUCACAUCACAGAACAGGUUGGAGCCAUUUGGAAGUUGCCCUGCAGUCGCAUCACACACAUCUGCAGCCGUGUUUGCUGUAGCACACGUACAACUGCCUUCUGGGUUGUUGCCUUCCCAGGGGAAAUCUUGGAAACCUUCCUGGACAACUUGACCGUGGUUGCCCCCCUCUCUCUGGUGCAUUGUAGGACUCGUCAGCUCCACAUUAUGUUCUUGGACAUAGAUGCUGCUUGACUUGAAAACCACAGGGUUUUCUUGUCUUUCAUUUUUUGUGCACUUCCUUCUCUUGUAACCACUGUCUUCCUUCUGCUGCACACAUGAACUAAAGGGACCUCUGAAACUCUUCACUUGAACAAGAACUUUUUGUCUUCAGCGAGAAUUUUGCUUGAGAUAGAACAUCAGGAUGUGGUCUGAAUUGUAGAAAAGUGGGUAUUAACUCCACCUCUCACUAAUUCAGUGCCUUCCCCCAUUCUACAUCUGCCUGUUACCUCAUUCUUGGGUGCAUUUCUUUUUCAGAGCAGGUUGGCUCUUAACUCCUGUGGUAAGGCAGCAGAAACAAAGGACUCUGUGUGGGAAUCUCAGCUGAGGGUUUGUCUGUUGUGGGGAAACAAACUAGCUAUCAGCUUUGGGGAUUUUGGUUCCAAGUGACUUUUGAGUCUUAUUUCCCUACUUUUUUGAUCUGCUUUAAUCACUUGAACUCACACAUUGGGGUUUUUUCCUAGAGGAGGGAACUAGUCCAUGCAAAAAAACCUCACUGGAGGAAGUCUGACCUUGGGAAGAAUUGUUCAGCUGAUCUUCAGUGACCCUUUCCAUAAUGCUCUUUAACUUGGGGAGACUUGGUUCUCACUGUUUGGAGUGGGUUUUUGCAGUUUUAUAGACUAGGUUUACGAACAGGCCUUUCAUUUCUAUUUUGAUCUUUGACUUUUCCUAUAGAACCAGCUCCUUAAAAAGCAGUGAAGGUGUUAUCUUCCUGUAUGCUCUCCUUGCAAUCCACUGUCUCACCUGGCAGGUUCCUUAAACUUGGUCUUGGCAUGCUGUCCACACAGGUCAGGCUUUUCUCCUUGCUGCCUUUGUUGUCUGGCCGGUUGGAGACUGUUGUAGCUGAGCCAUCACCCUAACUGGAAGGAAAGGAACAGCUGAUGCCUAAAGAGCAUGGAGCAAGAUUUUCCUUCCUGGGAUAUUUUGGGCAUUUCAUUGGCAAAUCUGCUGUGCCAGAAAGGGGUUUAAGGUUGGGGGAUUUUUCCUUCCUCAGCAUUAUUUUGUUCUAGAGUCUGAAGUGGUGUAAACUCUCCCUGUUUCUCCUUCUUUCCUUUGGAAAACUAACUCACAAAUAGGUGUUCCAUUUUGAUAACUGUAUUAUUGCCUGUGGUGUGUGAGGAGUUCUGUUCUCAGCUGAUAUAAGUCAGCACAGUCUGCUUAGAGGUACUAUAUGGACUCUGUAGUGAUUCUGUGGGGCUUUGUGCCAGUUUUAGGAAAGAGCAUUGUCUUCUAAGUGUCAGAUUUUUAAAGGCAGUUGGAUAUUUAAGUGUGUGAAUAAGGAUGGGGCCUGGCUCAUUUUAAUUAAGUGAAAGUAAGUGCCUGCACUUAGGAGAAAUCCCACCAGACCACUGGUGAUUUGAGUGUUCUGCUCUUUGCUGUGGUACUUCCCUGACUUAAAUGCUGAGAUUUAACUUUCAGAGACAAUUUAAGGUCUCACUACUUCGCUUUCAGAAUCAGGAUCACCUUUCCAUGUUUAUUAGAUGCUCUUGGAAAUGUCAUCCACUGUCUUUUAAACUGGAGGGCUAGAAAUGGGAGUAGAACA